AUGGCGCGCAAGGGUCCCGGCGAUACCACCCCUACUGUCCACUCCAUGGACGACUCGGAGCGCAAGGCCCUCAUUGACCCCGAGGACCGCACGCCGGAUGUCGACCAGGUGGAGGAAGGCUUCAAGUCCGCGCCAGCCCCGCGGGGCAGGCGCAACUGCGCGGUCUUCAGCGCGCUGUUCCUCUCGGUGCUGCUGAUGACCGUCGCGUUGCCUUACCGCCGGUUUUUCAUUGACGACUGCGAUGCGCACACGCGCAAGGCGAUGUUGGCCGCGGGCGGGCUGCGGAGCAAUGGGACGCACGAGUUUAGGAAAACGGCGCUGAUUGUGUCCAUUGACGGCCUGAGGGCGGACUAUCUGGACCGCGGACUGACGCCGCACCUGCUAGCCAUCAGCAAGGAUGGACUUCGUUCGAAGUCAAUGAAGCCCGUAUUUCCGACUUUAACUUUCCCUAACCAUUGGGCAUUAAUGACCGGUCUGUAUGCCGAAUCGCACGGCAUUGUGGGCAAUAACUUCUGGGAUCCUGCGACGGGCGAGGAAUUUCACUACAAUCGCGUUGAGUCCACCUGGGUGUCGCGCUGGUGGAACGGCGAGCCUAUGUGGGAGACAGCGGAGAAAGCCGGUAUCAUCACUGCGAACCUCAUGUGGCCGGGACCUCCCAAGACGAUUCGGGGAGUUGAGCCAACUUAUUUUGUGCCGUGGAAAGACAAGGUCGCCCUUGAGGACAAGUUGGAUCAGAUCCUUUCGUGGAUCGAUCUCCCGCUUGAGAGGCGUCCUCAGCUUAUCACCGUGUACGAGCCUUCUCUGGACCAAGCCGGUCAUAAGUACGGACCUGGGUCUACGCAAGUUGACAAAGUCCUCAAGCAAGUGGACGUCUUCGCCAAGGACAUCCACGACCAGCUCGAGGCGCGCAAUCUUACCGACAUCGUCGACAUCGUCUUCGUCAGCGACCACGGGAUGACAGACACGAGCCACCCUGAGUUCAUCUUUGUCGACGACAUCCUCGGCGAAGGCUGGGCACACAUCACGCACGAGGACGGCUGGCCCGCUAUGGGCUUCCGUUUCGACACUCCCGAGAACGCGGACAAGUACUACCGCGUGCUCCAGAACGCGUCCGAGCUGAGCGGCGGCAAGUUCAGCGUCUACACCCACGACACAAUGCCGGAGCGCUGGCACUUUGUGCAGAACGAGCGGAUCGCCCCCGUCUAUGUCGUCCCGCAGAUUGAGUACGCGCUUACGAACCGCAUCGAGAACGGCGCAGGGUUGAGCAAGGGGAACCACGGGUACGACAACGAGUAUAAGGAGAUGCACGCAAUGUUCGUCGCGCAUGGGCCGUUCGCCGCGGUCGUCAAGGCCGUGGAGGCAGACCGCGCGAACGCAACGGCAGCCGCGACGGGCACGCUCCCGCGUCCGAACAAGGGUUGGCACUCGACCUCGGACGAUGCAUACGUGAUGGAGACGUUUGAGAACGUGGAGGUGUACAACCUCAUGAUGAAGCUGAUCGGGAUUGAGGACCACGCGGCGCCCACGAACGGGACGAAGGGGUUCUGGGACCAGUACUUUUGA
This is a messenger RNA of Epithele typhae, 1563 nucleotides long. RefSeq names its product Phosphodiest-domain-containing protein. The coding region runs from base 1 to 1563 and encodes 520 amino acids. Gene Ontology annotation, molecular function: ribonucleoside triphosphate phosphatase activity; nucleoside triphosphate diphosphatase activity. The transcript has 11 exons. The record is from RefSeq and is a predicted model, not a curated record. Gene Ontology annotation, biological process: nucleoside triphosphate metabolic process. Lineage: Eukaryota; Fungi; Basidiomycota; Agaricomycetes; Polyporales; Epitheliaceae.